Paramecium sonneborni is the source of this 6602-nucleotide messenger RNA. Lineage: Eukaryota; Ciliophora; Oligohymenophorea; Peniculida; Parameciidae. The record is from the annotation of a GenBank genome assembly.
UAAAAUUAUGAGUUUGAAAGAGUUGAUUGUAAUGGUAGUAAGGAUUGAGAAUUGGUAAAUAAUAUAUACAUUGAAUAUUAUAUAUUAAUAAAGAAAAAUGCAAUAAUAUUAGGAAUUAAGUUUUGGGCAAGUAUUGUCGAUAGAGAUUGCAAAGAUAGGAGACAAGAAGAAUUUGUUUGGAACAAAAGCAUUGAUAAUGGUGAUGAUAAACUUUGUCUCAUUGAUGAGUUUUAGUUUGAAAUUUGAAAAAAACUAAGGAUAUGAAUAUUUUACACAUGUACAAUAAGUUUAAUAUAGUAGUUUUUAAGUGUAUUCACUCGACCACCAAAUGUAUUGUUAAUACCAAUGUGUAUUUUAGUAUUGUUGUUAUACUUAUUUGCAUAUGGUUGUCUGUUAUGGAUGUCGUAUUGGCAAUAUAGGAGUCAAAACAAGAUGACGAUGUCGAAAAACAAAUUCAAGAGAUUACACAUCGUGCUGUCGUUAGGGAGUGAAAUUGCAGUGUGGCUUAGCUGUCCAAUUGUAGACACUUGAUUAAAUUCUAGUUAUCUAUAAACUUGGGGUUGUUCAAUAAGCAAAGUAGUGCCUGGAGUGCAGUGCCAAUCGUAAACAUUUUUCUGCACUCUAUUAUUGUGCUAAUUUACUUCUAUUUCUAUCGUAGUUAUCAAUUCAAUUAAUUGGGAUUAUACAGGACAUUUAAUAUGGCAUCAUAUUGUUACUAUCUAAUUGUUAUAUUUAUAGUAGCAAUAGAUUGGAACACUGAUUUGCAGAUUCAACCAUUUAUUUUAUGGCUGCUAAGUAUUUUCUAAUUGAUUGACAUUAUAUUGUUUUUGCCAUACAAGGUGACAUUUGAAAACCAAAUGUAUUUGUUUGGAUGUGCAGCAUUAUUCACAGUUUCUUCAUUGGGUUCUCUCUCAUAAAUAACAUCCUAUAUAAAUGAAAACAACAUCUUUGAGACCUUCCUCUUAGCUUUUCCUAUAUUCUUUUACUUAUUUAAAUAACUUUAAGCUUGGAAAUGGAAGGACUUAAUUUUAUAUAUGCGAACUGGCUCCAUGAAAUAGAUGGACAUAAAAAAGCUUUGUUCAUCUAUUGAAGCACUAGUAUGGUAUGUCGAAUAAGCCAGAAUAGAUUCAUAUUUAUUUUUUCUUUCACUUUUUGUUUUGAAAUACCAUACUCAAAACUGUAAUGAUCCUAGUUGUGAAUGCAAAGAAGAAUUAUCUAAAUCCAACUCUUAAAAUGCAGAAAGUAUGACUCAUAGAUCAUCAUUUCAAUCUAAAACUGCUCUAUUAAGUAAUGGCGAUAAAAACAGCAAUCCUUAAAAUAUUUCACAAAAUUUGGAUGUGAGUCAAUUUCAAAAGACCAUUAAAGAUGGUAGUCGUAAAAAUGAUUCUUUUGUUGGUGCCUAAGCACAAUAUGAACAAGUCAUUAAACCAACAAAAGCUAUAAUAUUUCAACCUAUGAAAUUUGUCUAGAAUAAUGUCAUUAAUGAAGAUCUCAUAUCAUAAUAUGUCAAAAGGUAGUUUCAUUAAACUAUUUAACAAUUGUCAUUUUCUUUGCAUCUGGAUGAAGUCGAAUAUUUAUCAUUAAAGUACAUUUCAUUUAUGUUUUCCUUUAAGUAAAAUAGUCUGUCAUCUCUAACAAAACUUAAACAAAUUCAAAGUAGAACUGUUUAAUUUUCUUAUUUCUUUAGAAAUGUUACCAAAGUAACUGAAUCGUAAUUUAUUGAUGCUCUCAAAUUAAAACAUUAAGAAGACAAAAAUUCAUUUGAAGAUUAAGUCAAAAUGAAUGUUACGGAAAUUUGGAGAUUAGAGAUAGUUAAAGAUGACAUAGUAAAAAACAUAGUUUCUGUAUUGAGAAAAAAGAUAGCAUUAUGGGAAGACUUAUGCUCUGGUGAUAUAUAGAAUAUGGAUCGAUUCUUAGAUGAUAUAAUGAAAAUCUCACUUUAGAUAGAAUUAAGUCGUCAAAGAGUCGAUAUGAUACUUAGCGACUUUACAAACUAAGUUCAAAGAAACUAUAGUUAUUAUCUAAAAUAUUAAUGUUUUAGAUCUCUCUUCUUUGAUUCAGAUUAUAAAUAAGCUGUUCUAUUCUAAAGAAAAGUAGAAGAUUCAUGGUAAUUGAGUAGAGCUGCUCAUAAGUAAGGUUAGAUUGGCAAUUUUCAAUGGCUUUCAGGAGAUUUAGUAACCUUAGAAGUAAGUGCUGGAGUUUAAAGUGGUCAAAUCAUUAAAGGUGUUUCCAAUAGACUUGUCGAUAUGUUAGGGUACGCAAAUUAUGAAGAUAUGAUACAAAACUUACGUAUCAGAGGAUUAUAAUCCUCUCAUUAAAGUUAGAAUUCAGAUAAACUAUAAAUUUCUAGUAUUAUGCCUCCAUAUUUGACUGCUUCUCAUAAUUAUUUUAUUUCAAGAUUUAUUCAUAGAGGUUACACUUAUUAUUAUGAUAAACCUAUUAGUUCUUAUGGUUGUGAUGCCUAAGGCUUUGUUUUUCCUGUCAAUAUCAAUUUGUCAUUUAAUUUUUAAAAUCUUUCUGACUUCACACUCUUAGGAUCUAUUUUAAAAAUUAAAGAUGAUGAUGAAUAUCUUAUAUUUGAUGAAUGGGGUCGUAUUUUGGGAGUCUCCAUUCAUACUUUUGAUAAAUUAAUAUUGAAAGGAGCUUUAGAUGAAUUUGGAAUGGUAAAAUUCAAAUCAAUCAAUUAAAAACUAGAAAAACUUGGACAUCUCAAAAAUGCCUUACUUAAUAAAAUUGCAAGAGAUGAUAAUGCUAAAUUAUUCAAAAAAACUAUUACAAUGCAUUAAAAACAAGGUACUACCAAAAGUCAAUUAAAAAGAACAUAUCAAAAACCUUCUGAUAUUUUAUUAUAAUUUGGAAGUAUUUAACACUUUUUACCAUAAGUUGGAAAAUCUAUUACAGAUUUACUUGCUAAAGAUAUAUUUAAAAAAUUAUAAAGAGAAUCUUAAGAAUAAUUUAAUAAACUAACAGACAAUUAAAAGGUAUAAGAGGUAAAACAAUAAAAUAACAACAAAGUUUUUGAAAAAUAAGCAAGCAAUAUCUUCUAAAGAUAAAUUAGUUAAUUUAUUGACCGCUAAUAGAGUUUAAAUUAAGGUGGGUUGUCAAGCGCUAUGCUUGAUAAGGAUUAAUAUAGAAACUUUAUAAUGAAUAAUUUUAUUGACGAAAAGGGAUUGAUGAAAAAGAAUAUGUCUUUAUUAUAGGAUGAAAAACUUGUACUUUAUGCACCCAGAAAUUAUAAUGAAUUGAUUGAAUAUUUUAAUGAUGCUGGUGAACGAUUUAUGGAAAGUAAAAAUGAUAUGGAAACUAAAUCUAUUCGUAGAUAAUAAAUGUAAAAUAAAUAUUCGUACAUAAAAUAACAAUAGAAUUGUUAUCAUUUAUUUGAUGCAGAAUUCUAAGAUUUUAUUGAUAAUAAAGUCAGAAAAUAUUAUUCUAAAGCCUUAUUAAAAGAAGCCCUUGAAACACAUGAUGCCAAACUACUUUAAUAAGUCAGGUACAAGUGUGUAUCAUCAAUUGAUGUAGGAGUAGGUGGGAUAAGUGACAAAGAUUAAUUUUUAUAUUUUGUGUGUAAACUAUCAUCAUUAAAUUUGUAAACGGCAAAAAGAAAAGAUGUUUUAAAAAUUCAUAUGAAGAAAGAAAAAAAUUAAUAAUUUGAUGGUGGGGAAGAACUAAGAAAAAGUUUGAUUCAGUAGGCUUCAUCAAUAGAUUCCUUUGAUAAAGAGAAACCAAGGAAAUCUUUAUCAAUUCAAUAAUAGGAAAGUUUCGGUCCUCCUUAAUAAUAAAUAAAAUAUAAAGGAGAAAUUGAUCAGCCAAUUAUAGUCACUUUAGCUAUUCCAGAUAGCAGAAAAUAUAUGUCUUCACUUGAUAGAGAUGAUGGUCCAAAUAUGAAGGUGAAUUUUGAAGCUCAAAAUUAAAAAUUAAAUGAAUCAUCAUUUGAUAUAGAAAAUUCGAUGAAAGAAAGCUUAAUUUAAAAUGGUGGUAAUCAUUCAAUGACUUAAUCAUUGAAUUUAAAUGUCCCUUAAUUAAUGAGAUAAAACUCAGUUGAAAAAAUGAAAUAAAUGCAAAAUACAAGUAAAGAAUAUUUAAAAGAACAAUCAAGUAGUCUUUCUGAAAAAAAAGAGGAACCACCCAAGAAAAAACUUAAAUUAUCAUUUUUAAGAAAGAUGGAAAAAGCUUUAGUUCCAAAAGAGCCUCCUUCUGGUACUCCUACAACUCCUAAUGCUCCCCCAUCAUUUUUAUAACCAAUUCAAUAAUAAUAAUAAUAAUAAUAACCAGAAAAAUAAGCAUCUUCUCUUUCUGUUCCUGAAGAAAAAAAGAAUUCCUUUUUAAGUCCAACAGGCUUAUUUGCUAAAUUAUUUGGAAGAUUAAAUCUAAGAAGAGUAUCAAAUAUUGAAAUAAAAAAUGAUUAAUUUGAAUCAUAAGAGUAAGGUUUUAGAGAAAAUUCUGAAAAUUCUGAAAAAGAAGACAUGAAAAGAAGCGGAAAUAGUACUCCAUCAGGAACUAAUUCAAUGUCUAGUAAUAAUAUCACAAGUUAAGGAGAUUAAAAAGAGGAUGAUGAAGAAUUAAAUAAUGAUGAUGAAUUAGUAAAUAUUUUUGAAGUAAUGAGUUAAGCUUCUAAUCAUUAAUCAAUUAAAUCUAUUUCUGCUAUUUCUAUGGCUACUCACAUUUCAUUAAGAUGUCUUAAAUAUUAACCAAGGUAAGCUAAAUCACUCUAAAUAUUUAAAAUUAUUUUAAUAAUUUUAAAUAUUUCAUGUAUAAUUAGCUUAUUAUUAACAACACAAAAUUAUUUUGAUAAUUUAAGUGUGGAUAAUCUAAGUAUGAGAAUCAAUAAUCAAUAUCGUUAUUCAGCUAUAGUUCUUUAAUCUUCUAAUUCUAUUGAUCAGCAAUCCUUAAUUAAAUUCGAUCAGAUUCCUAAUAUAACCAAAAUGAAUCAAAUUAUCUCCUAUUGCUUUAAUCUUAGUCUAAAUAUAAGUCAAUCAUAUUUUGAUGUUAUUGAAUCCAUCUAAAAUGCUGUUUCAUUUCCAUUACCUUAACCUGAUGUAUUACUAAUUCCAAAUGACUACUAAAUUGCUUCCCUUUAAUAGUUCUUAACUUAGUAAAAAAUAGAAAUUGAUUCUAUCCAAUAAAUUAAUGCAUAUAAUAGAAGUGAUCUUGCAUUUAAAUAAUUAUAUAAUAAAUCCAUUGAUUAUCUACUGAACAGACUAGUUUUUACUUAAUCCUAGAUUAAUUAUAUGAGUAAUCAGUUGAGAACUAGCAAAAAUAACAAUGUUCUCAAUAAGGCUCUAAUUGUAACAUAUUUAAUGGCUAGUUUUGGUGGUCUACAUUUAAUUGUUAUUCUUUUGAUUGUCCCAUUUAUAAAAUAAAUUAACAACAUAUAUUUUCGAGUCCUCUCUAUUGUUAGUAGAGUUACUUAGGAAGAAGCUGAGGAUGAAAUCAAAAAAUUAACACUAUCUUAGCAUUUACUAGAAACAUAAGAUGAUUCAUGGGUUACAUAAAACUAAAUUAAGCUAAUCUUUUAUAAUAAAAGUAAAGAUAUUGAUUUAAAUGAAAAAUACACUAAAAAUGGUAGUAUCAAAGCAAAAGGAAAAGAAAGUUCAUACUUUUUUUCCAAAUUAAGUGAUUCUACUCUAAGCAUUUGGAAAGACAUGGGAUUAUACAUCAUGAUUUCAUCAAUUUCUAUUGGAUAUUUAAUUUUUUCGAUUAUUAUUAUUCAAACCUAAAUUAACACUUUUACUCCUUUUAUUGACAAUUUUGAUUAAACUGUUAGCACAAGUGUGUAUAGUACAAGCUUAAUUUCAAAAUUAUCCAUCACUCCUUAAAGAUAUUUAAAUUUAUAGCCUAAUAGUAUUCCAACUUAAUUUACUUUGUUGAAUUUCUAAUAAAAUCAAUAGAUUUCAUACUUUCUUUAAACAAUUUCCUCUGAUACUAAUUAAAUUAAAUCAUAUAUCACGGAUAUGUCAAAAUUUUUAGAGUAAUUAAAUUUAGAUUAUGGAUAUGAUUCAAAUUCUUCUAAAAUUAAUAUUUCUUCUUAAAAUUAUCAAUCAAGGAUAUCCUAUAUAUAAUAAUUAAGUGUACUAAGUGAAAUUAAUCAUUUAUUAAAGGAUAACAUAUGUUAUUAUUCAGCAGAGACACUUUGUCAAGAAUCAGCAUAAUUUGAUUAUUUUAAUACAGGUUUAAUGGGAGCCUUAGAUGUCCUUUAAAAAAUGUAAUUUAGCUAUUAAACAUUUUUAAAUGAGUAUCAUUAAAUUUAAUAUUCAGAUUAAUCAGAUAAUACACAAUAAAUCAACAAUUACUAUAAUACUUAAGAUUACAAAUUUUUAGUUAUGUAUGGAUAAGAAUUAAUCUUCAAAACUUUUGAUAGAUUAAUAUUAUUAUUGGAAACAUUUUUGAAUGAUGAAAAACAAUCAAAAAAUUUAUUGAUACAAAAUUUAUUUAUAGGUAUCGGUAUACCCAUAAUGUUGAUGACAAUGCUUUUGGCUGCCCUGGAGAUGAUUUUACUCAAGAAAAAAGUUAGGAGAGUAAUGUUAUCUCUUACUUUCCUCCCUACAUUUAAGUUUUAGGAUAAGAUUGUACUCUCCCUCAUUAAGGCUAUCCUUAAAAUUUGA